This is a messenger RNA of Trichomonas vaginalis G3, 756 nucleotides long. Its product is annotated as phosphoprotein phosphatase protein. Bases 1 to 756 code for a protein of 251 amino acids. The record is from RefSeq and is a predicted model, not a curated record. The transcript has a single exon. NCBI's taxonomy places the organism in Eukaryota, Parabasalia, Trichomonadida, Trichomonadidae.
AUGUUAAGACUUAAAUUGAUCAGUGCUGCUUUCCAACUUCCUCAUCCGUACAAAAGAGAAACAGGAACUGAAGAUGCAUACUUCAUUUCCCCAAAUAACUUAACAGUUGGCGUGGCUGAUGGUGUUGGAGGAUGGGCAGAACAUUUCGGAGCAAAUUCUGCAUUAUGGUCACAUAAAUUGAUGAAUUUAAGCUGUGAAUAUUCAGAUCUGCCAUCUCCCAUUGAAAUUUUUAAAGCUGCCUUUAAUGAUUUUCAUGAAACAAUCCACGGAUCAACAACAAUAUCAAUUGCAAAAUUAGAAAACGAUACUAUGAUAUUUUACAAUCUUGGUGAUUCUGGAUGCGCAAUUUUCAAAAAUUAUGAAAUGAAAUUUCGAACUAAUUUUACUGUCCAUUCAUUCAAUUUCCCUUAUCAGAUUGGAUCCAAUAAUGAUUCUCAAAUAGAAAACGGUACCAUUGAAGAAUACAAAGUUGACGUAAAUGAUACAAUGGUUUGUGCAUCUGAUGGUCUCUGGGAUAACUUAUAUCCUGAAGAAAUAGGACAAAUAUUGAAAAAAGCAUCAAUAAACGUUACAUCACCAGAAACAUUCGCUCAUAUCGCAGCAAGAAAUUUGGUUAGGAGUGCAUUUACUCGUGGAUCUGCACAUUCUAUACAAACACCAUUUAGUGAUGCUGCUGAAAAAGCUUCCAUUGAUUAUCUUGGAGGAAAACUUGAUGAUACGACCGUAGUAAUCUCGUUUAUAGCUCAAGACGAAUAG